AUGCAGAUUUUUGUGAAGACACUUACGGGAAAAACUAUAACCCUAGAAGUUGAGCCUGCUGAUACAAUAGAAGCAGUUAAGGCGAAAAUUCAAGAUAAAGAAGGCAUCCCACCAGACCAACAACGUCUAAUUUUUGCUGGCAAACAACUGGAAGAUGGACGAACUCUUUCCGACUAUAAUAUACAGAAGGAAUCAACACUUCAUCUUGUCCUCCGUCUUCGUGGUGGUAUAAUAGAGCCUACCUUGAAGGCAUUAGCUCAAAAGUAUAACUGUGAAAAGAUGAUCUGUCGAAAAUGUUACGCACGUUUGCAUCCGAAGGCCACUAAUUGCCGCAAAAGAAAGUGUGGACACACAAGUAAUGUAAGGCCCAAAAAGAAACUUCGUUAGUCCAUAAUUGAAGCAAAUAAAUUUUCCUCGGAA
This is a messenger RNA of Schistosoma haematobium, 420 nucleotides long. RefSeq names its product ubiquitin fusion protein (gene RPL40). Gene Ontology annotation, molecular function: ubiquitin protein ligase binding; protein tag activity; structural constituent of ribosome. The transcript has a single exon. Gene Ontology annotation, biological process: translation; protein ubiquitination; modification-dependent protein catabolic process. The record is from RefSeq and is a predicted model, not a curated record. Lineage: Eukaryota; Metazoa; Platyhelminthes; Trematoda; Strigeidida; Schistosomatidae. Bases 1 to 387 code for a protein of 128 amino acids. Gene Ontology annotation, cellular component: ribosome; cytoplasm; nucleus.